GGUAUUGCAUGCAACGAGCCGAGAACUAAACGAGCGUCUGCAGCAUAUCAAUACUCCGACCAGACAUCAACGUCAGAAUAAAUGGCUGUUGUGGCGUUAAGUUACAGGUCGUUCAACGUUACAGCCUUUUCGGCUAAGCGGAAUCUUAUUUGGUUCUUUUUCUUGAUAAGCGAAUGCUUGCUCAUACUUAUGCCACUGUACUUGCUGUUGUUAGCGAAAGGUGUGAGACAACUUAGUCGAAACAACAACAUGAUGUCCGAGACAAAGACAAUGCAAAAGUGGGGAUGAGAACCUCAACUGGGACAGGACACAGGCUGCAGCCAAUAAUUUGUCGACAGAUCACACACCAGUUAAACGCUAAGCCAAAAACAG
This is a messenger RNA of Eremomyces bilateralis CBS 781.70, 372 nucleotides long. RefSeq lists its product as uncharacterized. NCBI's taxonomy places the organism in Eukaryota, Fungi, Ascomycota, Dothideomycetes, Eremomycetales, Eremomycetaceae. The transcript has a single exon. The coding region runs from base 82 to 288 and encodes 68 amino acids. The record is from RefSeq and is a predicted model, not a curated record.